AUGUGGUGCGACCUCACGCUGACCGUCGCCCUCGCGCCGCCUCACACGCCUCACGCGCCUCACGCACCUCACGCACCUCACACUCCGCAGACACCGAUACACAACAAGUUCUAUAGUACAAUAACAAACCUAGCGGAGGCAGUGAAGCAGCUAGGCGAGUGCGCGCGCCGCGCCCGCUGCGCCAUGUGGUGCGACCUCACGCUGACCGUCGCCCUCGCGCCGCCUCACACGCCUCACGCGCCUCACGCACCUCACGCACCUCACACUCCGCAGACACCGAUACACAACAAGAGUGAGAAUCAAAGUCAAAGCACAUCUCAGACGCAGUCGCCGAAGCAACUUGCGACGGAAAAUAUUCAGACUAACUUCAACAAGGCAACUAAUGGUGAAACCAAAGAGGAGAAACCCUCGUCGAACCAAUCUGAACCUUCGACUUCUAAUCAACCAAAGAGCGAAGCUAAACCAGAAGUCAAACAAACUAACAAACAAGCAGACAAGGAAAAGAAUCAGCCGCGUCGCAAUCAAAACUACAGACACAAAAUUAAUUGA
Molecule: messenger RNA, 549 nt
Organism: Papilio machaon (common yellow swallowtail)
Lineage: Eukaryota; Metazoa; Arthropoda; Insecta; Lepidoptera; Papilionidae
Product: MADS-box MEF2 type transcription factor MIG1-like
Exons: 5
Coding region: 1-549 (182 amino acids)
Source: RefSeq, a predicted model, not a curated record